GCCACGACAGCUGGUGACAUCGGUUCGAAUUUAGGGGAGGUCACAGGAUGAUAGCACCGUGUUCUUGCUUGCUAGCAGUAGCAUUUCGUGAAAGGAUUUGAGAGUCUAUAUAGCCAUGUGUUAGGGGAAUACAGAACAGGUGCAAAUGGAGUUUCUAGCUCUCCUCUGGCUCCUCCUCGCGGGGGCGGCCCUAAUUCGGUACAUAAGGAAUCCACGGCGCGAUGAGAAGGAAAUUGAAGAGCUUGAGGCUGAGGCGGAGGCGCGAGUUGCCGUCUUGAACCGUGAAUUGGAGACUGCCAAGGCCGAGUUUGCAGACGCCCAAGCUACUCUAACCCAGCGGGAUGCCCAUAUCAAGGACCAGGAUAAGCGAAUCCAGGGAUUCGAUGCAAUUCUGGAGGAGCGCGAUGGGCAACUCAGAACGCUUCAGGAGCAACUGCAAGCCAAGGAGUCGCAGCGAGCUCUGUUGGAGCAGUCGCUGCGCCGCACCACGCGGGCGCUGCGGCGCGCGGGCAUCGAGAUCCCGGCCGGCGUCGUGGCCACCGCUGCCGCGCCAGCCACGCCCAUGACCGGUGCUUUCCACGCUAGCACGACCAUGGCAGCUACUCCCUAUACGGUUGGAACUCGCGUCACCGGCUCCCGCGGGCUACUGUCGACGCCGCUUCCGACGCCCCGUUUCCCUGGCUUUGGCGCCGCGCCUGCGUCGGUGGCGGCACUGGCCGCCGUUGCCAAGACGGCGGUUGCACCCAAUGACGGCACGAACAGCUCUUUUGCGUUUGGCUCGCCUACUGGUGACGAGCCCGUCGACAGCGAGGUCACCUCCAUUUCAAGACAUGAGGUGGGACCAGAGAACCAGGCCGAGCCCUUCUUGCCGGAGCUGCUGCAGCAAGCGCGCGGCGAGGCCACCCGGCUGGAGGAGGAGGGCGAGGCGUUGCGCAAGCAGGUCACCACCCUCAGUGAGCAGCUGGAGCUGCGUGACCACGAACUGUCAUCGGUCCAGUUAAAGGUGGAGCAGCUGAAGGCUGACGCUGUUGAUGCCGCGACCAAGACCAGCAGCAUGUGCGCUACCCUGGCUGCGCGCGAUGGCGAACUAGCCACCGCUCGCGCCGCCGCUGCCUCGUCGUCAGCCGCAGCUGCCGCCGCUCAGGCUGAGGCGGAGGAGCAGGGCUCGAAGCUGGCCUCAGUUGAGGCUGAGUGCGCCGCCCUGCGCGCUGACGUCAGCCGCCUGCGUGCUGGUGCGGCGGACCUGCGCAGCCAACUGGCGACCGUGUGCGGUGAGCGGGACGCGGCAGUCGCAGAUCUCAGUGACGCACGUGCGGCAGCCGAGGACGCGCGCGACGAGAUUGGCACGCUUCGAGGCGAUGUUGCAGCCGCUCAGACUGAGCUCAGCGCGCUGAGGGAGGAGGUGGCGGCGCUGCGGGCUGAGCUGGCACAGGCGCAAUCGGAGGUGGCGGCAGCCGGAGAACAGGCGGAGGCACGACAGGCUGAGCUGGUGGUUGCCCAGGACCAAUUGCAGAAACUGGAGGAGGAGUUGGCUGCCACUAAGGCAGCAGCGGUGCGGGACGCGGCCGCUGCAGAGCAGGCCGCCCAGCUGGCAGAGGUGGCGGCGGCGCGUGCCGAGGCGGCCGAGGCGGCGGCCCAGGAGCAGGCUGUUUUGGCAGCCAGUGAGCAGGAGUUGCGCUGCAGCUUGGCCUCCGCAACAACCGAGCUGCAGGAGGCCAAGGCGCGCCUGGCGGAGCUGGGCACCAACCUGCAGGACGCACAGCAAGGCCGCCAGGAGAAGGAGGCGGCGCUGGAGGUGCUGAGCGGCCGUGUGUCGCAGCUGGAGGCCCGCGCCGCAGAGCUAGAGGCGAUGCGUUUGCGUGUGGCCGAGCUGGAGGCGCAGGGCGCUAGCCUGGACGCUUCCCGGUACGCCGUGACAGCCGAGCUGCGCGACCGUGUGGGCGAGCUGGAGGCGGAAACCGAGGCCCUCCGUACGCAAGCUGCAGACGCCGAUGCCACCGCUGCGGCCGUGCGCGCGAGCGUGGAGCAGGCCAGAGCGCGCGAGGUCGAGCUGGAGGGGGAGCUGGCUGCGGCUCGUGGCAAGGCCUCAGAGCUCGAGACCGAGCUCCAAUCUACCCGCAACCAUACGGCAGAGCUCAAGGCGAUGCUCGAGGAGUCUCGCAGCGGAACGGCUCAGGCGAAGGCUGGUGAGCUGGAGACUCCAUCGGCGGCGGCAGAGCAGCAGCUGGCGGACGUGCAACAAGAAGCUGCAGCGGCGCAGGCUAAGGCCUCUGCCGCUUCGGAGCUGGAGCAGGCGGCGGCAACGCAGCAGCUGGCGGCGGCGGUGCAGCAGCUGGCGGCGGCGCAGGAUAAGGUCGCACAGCUCGAGGCCGAGGUUAGUGCUGUGCGUGAGGAGGCAGCCACAGCUGCCGCAGGACAUGCAAAGGCCAAUGAGCACGUCACCCUCCUGCAGCAGCACUUGGAGGCUGCCGAUAGCAGAAUUGCCGAGGCAACUGCAGCCGCAGAUGCCAAGGCAGCGGCGCUGGAGCAGGCGGCAGCGGCGGCCAGCAGCCGAGCUGCCGAGGUGGAGGCCCAGCUCCAUCAGUUGCAGGCCAGCACGUUCGACCUCCAGGCCGCUGCUGCCACUGCCGCUUCCGCCCAGGAGGCUGCGGCAGUGGCAGCCACUGCGCAGCUGUCGGCGCUGCAGGCCGAGGCAGACGAGGCACGUCGGGAGGCGCUCGCAGCGCGCACCGUGGUCAGCUGCGCACGUGCUGAGUUGGCGGCCGCUCAUGCGCAGGCCGACGUGGCGCGCUCUGCCGUGUCCGAGGCGGCGUCAGCGGAGCUCAUCGCAGCACAGCAGGAGCUGAUGCUGGCAAAGGAACAGGCGGCGUCAGUGAAGCAGGAGCUAGAGGAGGUUCGGCAGCAGGCUGAGGAGGCAAAGGCGAAUCUGCAGCAAGCUAGGUCGCAGGCAGAGGCGGCAGAAAAGGCGGCUGCCGCUGCACGUGAUGAGCUGGAGGGUGCGCAGAAGGACGCGGCAGCCGCGCGCGCGGCCGCUGAAACGGCGCGGAAGAAGCUGAUGGCGAAGGGAGCACAGGCGGAGCAGGACCUGGCGGCGGCUAGGGUGCAGGCCGAGGAACUCCAGGCGCACGCAGACGGGCUGGCAGCUAAGUGCAAGGAGGUCGAGGCGGCUGCAGCGCUUGCCGCUGCAGCCGCGCAGACGGAAAAGGCGGCCCUAGAGAAGCGCCUGUCAGAGCUCCAGGAUGAUGUGGAGCAGCGCGUCGAGCAGGCAGUCGAGCAGGCUCAGACCGGCCAAGACCAGCUCGUCGAACAAGUUAUGCAGCUGCAGGAGGAGUUGAAGCGCGCGCGUGGCGAGCUAGCCAGCGCGUCGGCCGAGCGCCAGUCGGAGCGCGUGGCGCAUAUGUACGCUCAGGAUGAGCUGGAGGCCGCCAACCAGCUGUUCAACAUACUGGACAGGGAUCUGCUGUGCCACCAGGUGGGCAUGAGUGGCGCCCUGAAGGCGCUGUGCGGCAACGCCUCGCACACGUUCUCUCAGCUACAAGGCCAGCUGGCGGCUCUGGACGCCGCGGCGGGUGAUCUUGCGGCGCGGCUGGCGCUUGAGGUGGAGCACUCCGCGGCACUGCAGAUCCAGCUGGUCCAAGCCGGCGCCGACAAGGCCGCCCUUGCCGCGCUGUCCUCGCAGCGCGACAGCUUGCAGGCACAGGUGGGCGAGCUGACAACGCGUGUCGGCGAGCUCACUGCGCGCUGCGAUGCUGGCGCGGCAGACCUCCUUGCUGCAGAGGCGGCCGUGGCAACUGCUAUGGCGGAGCGGGACGCACUGGCGGCGCAUGUUGCCGACUUGACCUCCGCGCUGCAGAAGAUUGAGCGGCAGAGACUGAUUGAGACCAAGGAGAUGGCCAGCACUGCGCACGAGGCCAAGGUCUUCGUGGAGACGCUGUCAACAAACGUCUCGCAGGUGGCGGAGUUGCUGUCCAGAUCCCACGCGGCCGAGGCGCAGGCGGAGGCGGCAGAACAGCAGGCGUGUGCCGCACGCUCCGAGCAGCAGCGGCUGCAGGAGCAGGUGAAGGAGCUCCAGGCGCAGCUGUCGGCCGCGGCGAGGGCCCCCGCUGCCGAGCUCGCGGCGGCCCAAGCAGCUGCAGCCGCGGCCCAGGCCGAGGCUGCCCGGCUCCAGCAGGAGGACGUGCAGCGGCUGCAGCAGUUGGCCAAGCUAGAGAAAGUGCUGGCGGCUGCGGAGGAGGACCAGGACCAGCGUGAGGCCGCGCGGGACGAGGCUGAGGCCGCCGCCGAGGCGCUCCGUGCCGAGCUGGUCGCCGUGCGUGCACAGCUGGAAACCGCCGUGGCGGCGGCAGCCGCCGUUGAGGCCGAAAGCGAGUCGCAUGUGGCAAGGCUCGCGGAGCUGCAGGCCAAGCUGGUGGCGAGCGAGGCGGCCGCGUUGAAGGCAGCGGAGCAGUGCGAGCAGGCCCGUGCUGAGGCAGAGGGGCUGCGCGCAAGUGCUGCGGCGGCCGAGGAGCGCGGCAUGCAGACAGCGACUGAGCUGACGGCGCUGAAGGCGCAGCUCAUUGAUUUUCAGACGACACUGGACGACGUGGAGGAGGAGCAGCAGCAGCGCGCCGCGGAAGCGAACGCGUUAUUCCGGCGGCUUGCGGAGGCGGAGCUGACGGCUGACGUGCACCAGGCCGCAGCGGAGGCGGCUGGUAAGCAACUGGCGGGGCUGCAGGCGCAGCUGGACGCAGCGCUGGAGGCGGCGGAGGCCGCCGCAGCGGGGGCGGAGGCUGAGCACCGGCGGCGCAUAGGUGAGCUUGAGGCCAUGGUGGCGGAGGCGGUAGCGGCCGCCGCGGCGGCGGACCAGCGGCGGGCUGUGGCGGAAUCCGAGGCGGAGGCACGUGUUGGCGGCGAGCUGGUAUCGCUGCGGGAGCAGCUGGCGGCGCUGCAGAAGGCGCGCACCGUCGCCGAGGCGGGCCUGGAUGAGAGGAUCAAGGCUGCGGAGAGCAAGCGGCAGGCCGCGGAGGCGGCGCUGGCCGCGGCACGCGAGGCAGAGGCUGCCCGUGUGGCGGAGCUGGCUGCGCGGCUAGACUCUGCUGAGGAGCGCGGCCGCGCGGCGGCGAGUGAGAUGGCUGCCCUGCUACGGGCUCUGGACGUGCAGGCGGGAGCGCUUCGGGUGGGUAGCAUCAGUUCUAGUGCAAGCGGUAGCGCGGCUGCGUCACCUGGGGCGGCUUCGCGCGGGGCUGCGUCACGUGCGGUGUCGCGCGCUGGGUCGGUGGGGUCUGGCUGCAGCCCAAGUGCUGCCAUGGGUGGGGCGGAGGGAGGCCGGGUUGCUGUUGGCACGAUAGCGGACAGCGGGGGCAUGUGCCUGCCAGGGCUCGAGGCGGAGUGUAGUGCGCACCUGCGUGGUGGGCCAUCGUGGGGUAGUGAGGGCGUGGAGCUCGAGGAGGACCACCCGCAGGGCCCGGCUGCCUGGCUGGCUGCUGCAGCUGCCGACCCUGACACAGUGGCGGCGCUGUUCAGCCGCGCCCUAGCGGCGGUGGUGGCAGCCGGCAGCCCGCCGCAGGCGCCGUCACGCGGCCGCGAUGCCGAUGCUGAGACGCCCAGCCGGACCGGCAAGGCCCGAGUCGUGGCUGCUCCCGCAGCGCCAGCUGCUGGCGACGGCGCUGGUGAUCAGCGGUUGGUGAUAGGGGAUGCGGUUGCGGUGCGGGAUAGGGCCCUUGGCCAUGGCGGUGUCAAUGCGUCACCAGACACGGACGCGCGCUGUCGGCUGGUGCUGUCUCCGGCGGCCAAGACGCCGAGCGCAGCGCAGCACCGUGGCCGGGACCGCGGCCGCGCAACUGUCGCGCCACUCGAGAUGCCGGCAUCGGGUGUGCAGUCUGAGCUGUGAUGGGAACUUGCACAAUUUCUGCGUGUGUGCGGGACUGAAACAUACCUUGUCGUCGCGCGCAUUUGCUGAGCCUCACGGCAUUACCCACGGUAUUGUUCACCUGAGUUUGUACAUCUUUUUGCAUGGCUGAACGGAUGGGUGUGUGCUUCAUUGUGUAUGAAUGUACCGCACCGAAGUGCAUACUGUGCAGCUUGAUAGAUUAGCACAAAUCUUUUGCUGGGGAGUAUGGGCAGGCGGCCCAAUGGCAGGCAGACGUUGGCGCGCAUACGCGUUGCGACUAUGGUGUUGUAACGCGCAUGCGCG
Molecule: messenger RNA, 6172 nt
Organism: Chlamydomonas reinhardtii
Lineage: Eukaryota; Viridiplantae; Chlorophyta; Chlorophyceae; Chlamydomonadales; Chlamydomonadaceae
Exons: 17
Coding region: 146-5869 (1907 amino acids)
Source: RefSeq, a predicted model, not a curated record